CGCCACCACCACCACCACCACCAACGGCAGCAGCAACAACAACAACAACGACGGGAAGAAAGAUGAGGUCAAGAGGAAAAGUGGGUCAGGAGAAAUCUCCCAAGGAAAACCCGAUGUAGACAGAAGCUCAGAAAAAAACCGAAAUCGAAAACUUUUUGAAUUCGGUCGAAAUAAAAAACAAUUCGAAAGAAACCUUCAAGAUCGCAAGAAGCGUGAACUCUUCUUAAAAACUCGGCAUUUAAGCUGCGAGUUCUUCACCUCGCUGAAGAAUCCAUACUGUGAGAAUAUGGCUGACAUUUAUCAAUGUAAUGUAGAAAGCGGAUUUAUUCUUGAUGAGAUUAGCAGAGUUAUGGAAAAUAUGUUCCAAUUUCUGGAUGCCGGCCUCAGUAAAGAAAGAGACAGCGUGGAAUUUGCCAACGCUAACAAUUUAGCUUCCAAAGAAACUGCACGCAGUGAGAUCCUUCGUUGCAGAGAACUUGGGUCUCUUCAGGAUUCAACUCAAAAUCUCGGAGAAAACCAAACGCAUUCUGUUUCUCUGAGCGAAGAAUUUCCAAGAAUUGAUGUAUAUACAGACGCAGAGGAGGACGAGAUUGGUAUAAGAGUUGACACAGAUAUAAAAGAUGGUGAAGAUGAUACAAUAUCGUAUUCUGAUGACUAUUCACUCGAAUUCAAUCGCAGCACUCACUUGGACGUGGUAGAUCAAACCAUGUUUAGCACAUAUUCCAAUUCAGGGAACAGCCUUAAGGAAGAGAUAUAUGAACAGUUGGAUAGCUGCCAGACGGCGAGUUCUUACGUGUCAGCAGAUGAAAAUAUCAAUAAAACUGAAAAUGACAGUGAUGAAGCAGAGUAUGCCGGGUCCUGCGUCAGUAAGAAUAUCUCUGACAGUGCUACUAACCGGACCUACACAUGUAAUUAUGUUCCCAAAACAGUCAAAGAAAGGGAUAAACAUGAAGUAAUUGGGGUUAAUGAUGAAUAUAACGAUGACGACGACGAUGAUGAUGAUGCUAAUUAUGACGACCUUAGUUUUGAUAAUGAAACAGACGCGACUGAAAUCGACGAAAGCGUGUUUGCAGACGACAGCGACGACUACGCUAUUGAUAUGGGUGUCGUCUGCGAAGAUUUCGAGUUUCAUUCGAACUCAAAGCAUUCCGAUAGUCCCAGUGCCGAAGAAAGAAAUGAUGUAAAUGUUAGAUUAUUGGCAAUCAAAGAAAACCAACCAAUGGUUAAGUUUGAGUUGGAAUCGAUAAAUGAGGAAACAUUGGAAAGUAAGAGCAGUGAGAUUCUAGAAAUAGAGAACGAGGCCGCCGAAAUGAAGAAAAUAGCUGUACAAAUAAAACACUGGGCUGAAAAAAUUGAAAAGGAGGUUGUAAAAAUUGAAAAUGUGACUGAAGAAAUUGGACAAAAUAUAGAACAAGAUGUAUAUAUGGAAACAAAGGAUGAAGAAAUCCAAAAGAACUCUGAAGUAAUUAGAAAAGAUGAUCAAAACGAUAAUGAGUUGGGUGAAGAUGAAAGCAAAACUGUUCAAGUGGAAAACGAUUGUAGCGAGAUUGACAUGAAGGAGACAAAUUCUGUUUGGUUAACAGACGACGAAAGGGAAUUAAUUGCAUCGCAGAGUCGAAUGGAAUUCUUGGAAGAAUUGUCUGUGAAUUAUAGCAUUCUUCAACGAUUCUUGCUGAUAAGCGAUGAUCCUACAACAGGAGCAAUGAUAUUGCCUGUUGUUCGUUGGAUGUGGGAUAUUUUUAAACGAAUGCAAUAUUAGGGACGAAGAACUGAAAUAAUUUUUUAGUGGGUGGGGGGCCUAGUGGAAAUGACUGUGUGAGCAAACUGUUAGUUUCUUAACAUUAACUCUUGGGGGCUUCCAGAUGGCCUUCGGAAUACCUAUUUAACAAUCAGUUAAUUUAUUCUAGGCAUUUUAUGAACAAUGAUAUCAUUGGUUAUAAGUUUCUAACGGGUCAAUCAUUGCUUCAAUGCAGUUUUGAGAAUAACAAAGGAGUAUCUGUACAUAUCAGGCGGAAUAAAUGCCACAAGAUAUUUUGGUUCGA
Molecule: messenger RNA, 2042 nt
Organism: Octopus sinensis (East Asian common octopus)
Lineage: Eukaryota; Metazoa; Mollusca; Cephalopoda; Octopoda; Octopodidae
Product: protein PFC0760c-like
Exons: 2
Coding region: 287-1759 (490 amino acids)
Source: RefSeq, a predicted model, not a curated record